This is a messenger RNA of Thlaspi arvense, 2247 nucleotides long. The record is from the annotation of a GenBank genome assembly. NCBI's taxonomy places the organism in Eukaryota, Viridiplantae, Streptophyta, Magnoliopsida, Brassicales, Brassicaceae.
AUGAAGGAUCUUUCCAUUUUUCUCCUCCUCUUGUUUCUCUCUGUCCUGGGAGAGGUUAAAACUGGCCAAGCUCAAAAUACCGACGUUUACAUCGUGUACAUGGGGGCCACCGCUUCAAAAAAUACCACCUUGAGAGAUGAUCAUGCUCAGCUUCUGACCUAUUUGUCAAAAAGAAAACGAAACGCCUUGGUGCACAUAUACAGACAUGGAUUCUCGGGAUUCGCGGCUCGCCUGAGCGAGGAAGAGGCGAGCUCAAUCGCGAUGAGGCCAGGGGUAGUCUCGGUGUUUCGCGAUACGGUUCUGAAACUACACACGACCCGUUCAUGGGAUUUCCUCGAGAACCAGAACGAUCUAACAAUUGAUCCGGGGCGCGGUUCCGAUUCCGUGUCGUCGUCUUCUCAGGAAUACGACACCAUCAUUGGCAUCUUGGACACAGGUAUUUGGCCGGAGUCGCAGAGUUUCUCCGAUGAAGGUAUGGGUCCGGUACCGUCGCGGUGGAAAGGAACGUGCAAGGCAGGCCCAGAUUUCUCCUCUUCCCUCUGCAACAGGAAACUGAUCGGAGCGAGGUCCUACAUCAACCCCGACACGGGAGACACGGAAGGCACGCCAAGGGACGUGGUUGGUCACGGCACUCACGUCGCGUCGACGGCGGCCGGAGCGUCGGUCGCCGGAGCAUCAUACUACGGCCUCGCCUCCGGCACAGCCAAAGGCGGGGCACCCCCCGCAAGAAUUGCCGUCUAUCGUGUGUGUUCGUCAGAAGGAUGCAUGGGCUCUGCCAUACUAGCCGCAUUCGACGACGCUAUCGCCGAUGGCGUUGACGUGCUGUCGUUGUCGAUCGGCGCGUCUUCACAGUCAGCGCUGGAUUUAUCGUCGGACCCGAUCACGAUCGGAGCGUUUCACGCUGUCGAGAAGGGGAUCACGGUGGUCUGCUCCGCCGGGAAUGAAGGACCUCAGACAAAAACCGUUGUGAACACUGCUCCAUGGAUUUUGACAGUGGGCGCCACGACGAUAGACCGAGAUUUUGAGUCAAAUGUUCAGCUGGGUAACAAUAAAGUGAUCAAGGGUAGAGCCAUACACUUUGGAGACCUAAAGAACAGUCCCGUCUAUCCCUUGAUCCACGGGAUGGAUGCCAAAGCAGAGAACGAUGUUCCGGACCAAGAUGCAAGAAACUGUAACCCGGUUACACUAAACGGGGCAAAAGUGAAGGGGAAGAUAGUGGUGUGCGAAAUCGACGAUGAUUAUUACACUGACGAUGACAAAGUCGAGGAAGUUAUGGGUCAAGGUGGGAUCGGCGCUAUCCUCCUUCACAAUCAUGCAACUGCCGUAGCCUCUACUUACAGAUCUUUUCCCGUUUCUAUUAUCCCUUCCAAUGCCUCUGACCUACUCGCAUAUUUGAACUCCACCAGCAACCCGGUCGGAACAAUUCUUCCAACUGUGUCCGUGAUUAAGCAAAAGCCGGCUCCUCCUGAUGUGGUGGCACCAGGGGCAAACAUUCUUGCAGCAUGGCCUGGAAAUGACACGUCGGAGGCGCUCGAGGGCAAGGACCCCCCUCUGUUUUAUGUGCUUUCGGGGACUUCUAUGUCGUGCCCACACGUCUCCGGGAUUGCAGCCACUGUGAAAUCUCAGUUCCCGGCAUGGACUCCUUCCGCCAUCAAGUCAGCCAUAAUGACAACCGCUUCGCAAACGAACAACCUGAAGGCCCCGAUAACAAAUGAUGAAUCUGGAUUGGUUGCCACACCUUUCGAUUAUGGUGCAGGGCUAGUCACCACAGCAGGACCAUUACAACCCGGGUUAAUCUACGAGACCAGCACAAUUGACUUCCUGUUGUUUCUCUGCGACUUUGGGUAUAACACAUCCGAGAUAAAGCUCAUCUCAGCAGAAAUUCCUGAUGGAUUUUCUUGUCCGCCUAACCCAAGCGCAGAUUUGAUCUCCAACAUGAAUUACCCGUCAAUAUCCAUAUAUAAUUUUGAUGGAAAAGCGAGCAAAAAUGUCACCAGAACUGUCACAAACGUUGGCAGUGAUGAUGAAACAAUCUACACAGCAACCAUGGAGAUCCCUGCUGGGUUGGAAGUCAAGGUGGUACCUGAAAAGCUGCAGUUCACGAAGAACACUAAGAAACUAAGCUACCAAGUGAUUUUCACACCAGCUGCAUCUUCAUCAAAUGCAGACUAUUUGUUCGGGUCACUUACUUGGACCAAUGGGAAGUACAAAGUCCGGACCCCUUUUGUCGUCAGUGCCAAAAAUUAA